UGCUCAUCCCCACAUCGGCCGUGCAGGACACGCUCUUCAUGCAGGAGCUGAGCACGAACGUCUCCCAGAUCUUGAACGAGCUGAUGAACGAGAACAAGUACGACCGUCGGAUCCGGCCCGGCUUCGGCGGCGCCCCAACGGAAAUCAGAGUCAACCUGGUCAUCAAAUCCCUGGGACCAAUAUCGGAGAAAGACGAGGAGUUUAUUUUGGACUGCUACUUUCGUCAGAUGUGGGUUGACAGGAGACUGCGCUUCAACGGCACGGAGGUACCUGUUCUCUCCAUGAACUGGCUAUUUCUAGAAAAGGUGUGGAAACCAGACACGUACUUCCUGAAUGGCAAGAAAUCAUACCUUCACAAGAUUACUGUCCCCAACAAAUUCCUUCGCAUCAAGCAAAAUGGUGAAUUGACGUACUCUAUGAGGCUGACCAUAAAGGCAUCUUGCCCGAUGCAUCUGAAGAAGUUUCCACUCGACAGUCAGCUCUGCCCACUGGAAAUAGGAUCAUACGGGUACAGCACCAGUGACGUCACUUACAUCUGGGACACGGCUGGGCCAGUGUCACUCAACAAGGGAGUCAGCCUGGCGCAGUACGAGGUGCAGAACAUCACCACCUUUGAGAGUUUGAAGCGGACACGGCGCAGAGAACAUAGGUUUGACGAGGAGAUCUCCACGCUGGUGGUACACUUCCAACUGAAGCGCCUCACGGGCUACUUCCUGCUGCAAGUGUACAUCCCCUGUGUGCUGAUCGUCAGCUGCUCCUGGGUCAGCUUCUGGAUCACCAAGCGUGACGUGCCGGGCCGAGUCAACCUCGGGGUAACUACAGUGCUAACUAUGACUACAUUGGGAUUUGGCAGCAGGAGCAACUGGCCCAGAGUCAGUUAUGCUACCGCACUUGACUGGUGGGUUAUUAUGUGUUUUGCCUUCGUGUUUGCAUCUAUGGUGGAGUUUGCUACGAUCAACUUCAUCGAGAAACGGCUCAAAGAUAAGAAGAAUAGUCUAGAGGAACUGAAGCGGCUCUACACAGAGCGGCACAAGCGGAUGAUGGGCUUGCUGGGCCAGGCCUCGUGCGACUCCGGCGACCAGACAUCGCUCUCGGCCCAGUCCGCCGAGGCCGACGACAUGGUGGCCGCCCAGAUGGAGUUCUCAGAGUUUGCCGGCGCCGCGCCGCAGCCGCUUGCAGAGCCCACCACCGACUCGCUCAUGCCCACCCUCUUCGGCAAGAAGAAGGCCAAGUCGAGCUUCGACUACGUCAUGGCCAAGCUGGAGCGGCUGACGGAGAAGGACCUGCAGGACCGGUUCUCGGUGGUCGACAUCUAUGCGCGGAUCGCCUUCCCGCUGCUGUUUGGCGCGCUCAAUGCCGUCUACUGGGUGCUCUACUUGUACUAUAUCUCCGACGAGCUGGACGCCGACGUGUUCGCGCUCGCCGGCCUGGUCGUAGGCAAAAGUCAACAGACUGCGGUCUAG
Molecule: messenger RNA, 1463 nt
Organism: Pollicipes pollicipes
Lineage: Eukaryota; Metazoa; Arthropoda; Thecostraca; Pollicipedomorpha; Pollicipedidae
Product: gamma-aminobutyric acid receptor subunit alpha-6
Exons: 11
Coding region: 39-1463 (474 amino acids)
Biological process (GO): monoatomic ion transmembrane transport
Cellular component (GO): membrane
Molecular function (GO): transmembrane signaling receptor activity; extracellular ligand-gated monoatomic ion channel activity
Source: RefSeq, a predicted model, not a curated record